This is a messenger RNA of Linum trigynum, 3283 nucleotides long. Lineage: Eukaryota; Viridiplantae; Streptophyta; Magnoliopsida; Malpighiales; Linaceae. The record is from the annotation of a GenBank genome assembly.
AUUAAAAGGCAUUGAUGGGUUCUUUUUUGCAAUUUGUGGCCAAAACUGAAUUCCGAGCCGUAAUUCUGGUUCAGGAAUGCAGCCCAGCAGCAUCUUUCCCCAACUCUUUACACACUACUGCGUCAGCACUAUCCAAUUGAAGUCGCUGCUGUCAAUUCUCAUAACUGGAGGUCUAAUUCGUCGCCGGCAUUUCGUCGAACACUUUCUAGGAUGUUGUUUUCAUUCGGGCUCCUCGGACUUGGCUCUCUCCACCUUCGCAGCUAGCAAGAUACGAAAUGUUUCCCUCCAGAAUCUGAUACUAAGAGGGCUUGGCCACUACGGUCUAUACGAAGACGUGCUGUCUGUAUAUAAAAAUUGCCGCGCUCUCCGCUGCCCGUCUGACGAUUUCACCUUCCCUGUUGUUAUCAAGUCAUGUACAAUUCUGGGUGCUUUCAGGAAAGGGGAACAGAUACAUGGCCUUGUAUUGAAAUCCGGGUAUGGCGAAAAUGUAGUCGUGGGAACCGCUUUGGUCGAUUUCUAUGCGAAAAGCGGGUUUCUUGGUCAUGCACGCUCACUGAUCGACGAAAUUCCUCAACCAGACUUGGUCUCUCUGAACGCUCUCCUCGCUGGCUAUUCUCUCCACGGGCUCGAUCACGAAGCUUUGGAGGUUUUCAAGCGCGUGUUCGUUCUCGGUUUAAAGCCUAACUCAAGCACUUUGGCGACUGUCAUUCCAGUCUGCAGUAGGUCAGGCCGUUUGGACUUUGGAAGGUCCCUCCAUGGCUAUGCUGUUAAGUCUGGUUCCUUCACCACAGAUGUUUUGGUCCCUGCAUUGAUUUCAAUGUAUGCCGGCGGUGGGCAUAGCCUUCAUUUGUUUGCUGCUAGAAUGCUGUUCAAUGAUUGUUACCCAAGAAAGAACGUUGCUGUCUGGAAUUCCAUGAUUUCAGCAUACGCUCAAAGCCAGAUGCUUUCAGAAGCCAUUGAAGUUUUCCAGGAGAUGCUCCAUGCCGACUUGGAACCCGAUGUAAUCACAUUUGUGUCCAUCAUCCCUUCGUGCGACCAUGUUAACGAUUUAUCCUCCUUCGGUGAAUCUCUCCAUGGCUUCGUCAUCAAACAUGGAUCAGAACUCAAGAUUCCAGUAACAACAGCACUUGUGUCAAUGUAUGCCAAGUUGGGUGAUUUAAGUAAAGCUGAGUUGCUGUUUAGUUCCAUGCCUUACAAAAGCCUCUUGUCAUGGAACGUAAUGGUCUCUGGUUUUGUUCUCUGCGGGCAAUGGUGUAAAAGUAGGGCUGCAUUUCGUGAAAUGCAAUUGGCUGGGUUUAUCCCAGAUGCAGCUUCUAUUGUCAGUGUUCUUUCUGCAUGUGAUGAAUUAAUGGAGGCAAAGUCUGCUCAUGGGUUCUGCAUAAGAAAGGGGAUUGAUUUGAGCAUCAACGUCUCAAACGCACUUCUUGGGUUCUACUCUGAAUGCGAUCACAUGGCUUAUUGUUUUAAUUUGUUUCAAAGAAUUGAAGAAGCUAGGGAUGUAAUAUCAUGGAAUACCAUGAUUUCUGCCAAAGUCCACAGAGGAGAAGUGGAAGAAGCGAUUUGUCUUCUUCGACAGAUGCAGAAGGAAGGAAUGACAAAGGAUAUGGCCACUCUAAUAAGCAUUGUUCCCAUUUGUGGGAACUUGUAUGAUGGGAAGGCCAUCCAUUGCUAUGCAAUCAAGAGUGGGGCUGACUCUGACGUCUCUUUGGUCAAUGCACUGAUAACAAUGUACUGCAAGUGUGAAGAAGGAGAGGAAAUGGAGUCUGGAAGAUGGCUUUUCGAAGCUAUGACGAGAAAGUCUAUGGUUUCCUGGAAUUCCCUGAUAUCUGGCUAUAUCAAUCACAAUCGAAUAAACGAGGUCUGGAUUCUCUUGGAUCGAAUGAUUGCAGAGAAUCAGUGGCCAAAUUCCGUGACUUUGCUAAAUUUGCUCCCCUUAUGCUGUUCCUUAUGGCAAAUCAAGUCCAUUCACGCUUAUGCUGUUAGGAGAGGUGUUCUUCCUUCACAAGAAAUCCCUCUCCUUCCAUCUCUAAUCUCUGCAUAUUCCAGAUUCGAACACAUCGAAUCCUGCAUUUCCCUAUUCAAUAGUCGGAGAUAUACCAAUGUAUCAUCAUGGAAUGCGAUUAUUUCUGCACAUAUCCAGACCCAGAACCCAGAGAAAGCAGUGGAAUUCUUCCACCACGGCUUCAUUGAGAUGGGUUUACAGCCAGAUCACGUCACGCUUCUGAGCUUGAUAUCAGCAGCUUCUCAACUCAACAGCUCGAAGAAUCUCAUCGAUUCGAUCACUGCCUACGUUCUCAUCAAGAAGGGGUUCGGCAGAGAUACAUCCAUCAACAACGCCCUCAUAGACUCCUACGCCAAAACUGGAAACAUCUCCACCGCUCGCAUGCUCUUCGACUCAUUCCAACAAAAGAACGCCGGAUCCUGGAACGUGAUGAUCAAUGGGUACGGCCUCCACGGAGACGGAGAAUCCGCUGUGGAGCUCUUCCUCGAAAUGAAAUCUUCAGGGUUGAAACCAGAUCACGCCACCUUCUCCACCACUCUGUCCGCUUGCAGCCACGCCGGUCUAGUUCGUCAGGGGUUGAUGGUGUUCGAAUCCAUGGCGGAAACCUGUCUGCAGCCGAGAAUCGAGCAGUACGGUUGUAUGGUCGAUUUGUUGGGAAGAACAGGGCACUUGAUGGAGGCUUAUGAAAUCGUGGAGAAAGUCUGUGAUCAUCCGCGGAAAAUCGACCUGCUCGAGUCGCUCCUGGGAGCCUGCAGAGUCUAUGGAGACGUGGAAGUCGCAGAGAGAGUUCAUCACACGAUGAUGAUGAUGUCGUCGGGGAGGGAACGUGCGAGUUCAGGAUCGUAUGUGGCGUUGUCCAACCUGUACGCCGGAGUAGGAAGGUGGGAAGAUGCCGGUGGAGCGAGAUCGAACUUGGACAUUCAAAAACUGAAGAAACCUGCUGGUUUCAGUGUACUCUAGCCAGCCACCGUCCACCUUUGGGUCCCGCUUAAUUUGACGGAGUCUAGGAAGAAAGGACUGUUAUCGCUACUGUAUGGUACGAAAACAACAGGAAAAAAAGGCAGCAAAAGUGCAGUGGACAGACAGACAGAUAGCAAGGAGCUUUCUGUGUAGUAACGUUUGCAGAAUUGGUGGCGCGUGCCUCUACUUGUAUUUGAUGGGCCGUGUGGUUCGAUGUCUGACACUCUACAAACAAGAGAGGGCCACAGUCUUCAGCGAACCAAUCAGCGGAUGACACCCACUCUCACUGUGUAAGUACACACAUAAAGGACGCCACGCGCC